Molecule: messenger RNA, 5335 nt
Organism: Mugil cephalus (flathead mullet)
Lineage: Eukaryota; Metazoa; Chordata; Actinopteri; Mugiliformes; Mugilidae
Gene: ppp1r3aa
Product: protein phosphatase 1, regulatory subunit 3Aa
Exons: 4
Coding region: 336-4382 (1348 amino acids)
Biological process (GO): regulation of glycogen biosynthetic process
Cellular component (GO): protein phosphatase type 1 complex
Molecular function (GO): glycogen binding; protein phosphatase 1 binding
Source: RefSeq, a predicted model, not a curated record
UAGGACGGUUUAUACACUCGUUUCUCUUUAAAGCACUUUACGCAGGCCAUAUUUUUCAUUUAUUUGUUCUGUAACCAGCCAACAUAAUACGAGGGGGAUAACUGGGAGGAUAACUGGCCAGCCCUGGUCUAGUUAUAUGUGUCCUAUUAAUAGGCCAGACUCGGGCUCACAUAUUCAGCUGUAACCGAACUCCAUCUGCCAAGUCACGUCCUCUCCCUGCUCUCCCUUCAACAGUGUCACUGCAGCCAGGCUGAGGGCACUCUGGUCUGUGCCACCCUCCGAGCCAGACAGACGGCAGGACAGCCAGACAGCUGCCCAUCGGACCAUCUCGCAUUAUGGAGGCUCUGCACGUCCGGCCGCUGGUGGUGGAUGGGGCGGCGGUUGACGAGGAGGAGCUGGGAAAAGGUGUUGAGCGGGAUGAGGGGGGGGCGGAGGCCUUGUCUCCUUCCGGCUCCACCACAGACGAGGAAGCGAACGAGGACUCGGAACCGGAGCCCCCGCCGGUGGUCCGGAGGAAGGUGUCGUUUGCGGACGCGUUUGGCCUCAACCUGGUGUCGGUUAAGGAGUUUGACAACGUUGAGGUGACGGAGCCAGAGCACAUCCGGGUCGACGAGAGGGAAGUGACCCACUCGUUGGAGGAGUACUACAUGUCUUGUCUGUUUACAGUCCCCUCAUCCCCAGAGGAGCUGGACCACAGGGUGAAGACGCAGAUGCUAGAGCUGGAGAGCAUUGAGCUCCUCCCAGGAACCACCACCCUCCGUGGCAUCGUCAGGGUGGCCAACCUCUGCUACAGCAAACACGUCUACGCCCGGGUCACGCUGGAUCGCUGGAACAGUUUCUUUGACCUGCAGGCAGAGUACGUCCCUGGGUCCAGCGACUGGAAAACGGACAGGUUUACCUUCAAGUACACCCUGGUGCCUCCCUUUGAGAGAGACGGGACCAGGGUGGAGUUCUGCCUCUGUUAUGAAACUUCAUCGGGCACAUUCUGGGCUAAUAACCAGAGCAUGAACUAUGUGCUGUUUUGUCACCAAAAAGGGCUCAUGAAGGAGUAUGGGCCUCAGACGCCAGACGAGAACACCGGCUACAAGAGCAAGAGGAGCUGUCUCAAAGCCAACAGGAACGGAAGUGCAGAGGAAAGGACCAGGGAGACUGUUAGCACGGCAACAGUUGCUUCAGAAGCAACACAUAAAGCAGAAAGGGCUGAGAGAAAGACAAUGGACAAGCCAGAUGUGCAGUCGUUAAUAAACUACGAAGUACGCAAACCACGGGUGGAAAGCAUAAAGAGCAGACACAGAGCGACACGUUUGGCACGUGUGCAGGACUACUUCUCACAGAGGAGGCAGCAAGCACCGAAGGCAUUUGCACAUGACUCAGCCGACGGCCAGAAAGUUUCACAGCCCAUGCCGGCUGCGUGGGGCCCCGACUCCGCCAGUGUCCUCUUUAAAGGCCAAAAGACACAACCGGACGAGGCUCCAAAGGUCCUCACAUACCAUGAGAUUCCUUUGCUCACGCUGGACUGGAACAAUGAUAGGCCGCAGCAGUGUGGGGCCGCUGAUGCGGAUGAUAUCUGGACUGGAAGAGAUAAAAUUACCUUGUCACAUGCGUUGCAGGAAAACGCGCCUUCUGUUAAUAACAUGUGGGAUGCCUUCCUCAACGGCGCAGGUGAUACCAACAUUAAAGAGAGCUCCGUGUGGCAGGCUUUUCAAAACGGGCCGAGCCACGGGGACCAUUCUGGCGUCCCGGAGUCAGAAUGGCUGCAGUCGGCAGCGUCAGUGUCUCCCUCAAACGAUAAGGAGCUCCAAACUCAAUAUGCAAGCAGUCAAGAGUUUGGAGGAUUUCGGGUGGGCGCAGGUGCACCCGCCGCCGUACAAGCACACACCUUAGCUGCACGUCAGGCGCUGUCAGGCACUUGCGAAACUCAGUUGCCUAAUGCAGCCUUGAACACUGAAGACCACGAGCGGGCAGAGGUAUGUGUCAGCAGCCCAAGAGAUGACAACAUAGAGACACGAGAUGCACCCCAAAGGUCACAGACAAACUCUGUAACAGACACUCCACAGGAAUUUAGCCUCAAGGGGGCACCGCCUGUGUCCGAGGACUCUGCUGACAGUUCAACUGAGUGUCACAGGCAUGCGGUCCGGGAGCAAGAAAGAGAGGGAAUAAUAGAAGUAGCAGAAGGAAUAGUAGGCGAUGAGCCCUUCACAUGGCGCACAGCUGACUUGGUAACAAGCUCAGGGGAGUCGGAGACAACAGACAUGACAGCAAUGCCAGAGUCUCAGAAUGCCAGCGCCGGUGAUAGGAUCUCACAGGGAGCAAGGCUGGCUGAGGGUCUUUCUUCCAGCGGGGAAGGGGAGGUUACAGGUACGGCGCACAAUGCGAUAGAUGACAUGCUGGCAUUUAGGGAGACAAUCAGACAGGGGACAAAGGAUGAGGCGAGGAACGCCUUUUCCACAUCCAGGGCGGAGGGAGGGAUUACGACGCACUAUGCGGAAAAUAAAGUAUCUACAGAGGAGGAGGUAUUUAGGCCACAGGAAACCGAGGAGUGUGAAAUCUCCCCAAGGUAUGCAGAUGAGAUUCAGCGUGAGAAAGCAGGACUGAGACAAAACAGCGAAAACCCAUUACAGGAUGGCGAUGAAAGCGAAACGAGACCUGCACAGUCACACGCAGAUGGAGCCGAUCCAAAGCAGACACGCGAGGAACAUUUUGAACGGAACAAAAUUAUGGCAACUGAACUGAACAAGGACGCCUCCUCAAAUAAGGACACGGAAGUAUUAGACGGGCAUUCUUGGCAACACGAUGACAAACAACUCAACUCAUCGCUGCCGGCGGGAAGCACAUCAGCGGUUUUGGAAGUACACGACGAACAGGCGAGGCCGGUCCAAGCAGGUGACGAGCAAUGUGAUGAGAAGAGGGAGCACUCGGCACCGAGACAAGCAGAGGAAAGCAUGGCGAUGACAUCAGAAAUAGGUGAAGAGGAGGUCUUGAAUGAGACAAAGGAGGAAAUAAGCUGGAGCACUGAUGGAAUCAGUGAGGAGCAACAUAAAGUGAAACCAUCAACAGAUACAAGACCUACAGUGGAAUCAAAGGAAGUAAAAAUGGUUUUCCAAAGUGACUAUGACACUUUGAGGUUCUGUCCAACAGAUAAAUACAACCCAAACUCCUUAGAGAUAGUUGAACCGAGGUGGAUUCACUCACAGACGGACAUGAAGGGUCAAAAAGAGGCUAUAGGAAGUGAAACAAUCCCGGAAGAAGUUAGGGCAAAGGAGAGCGUCGCAAAGGAAGACACUUCAACAGAGCGCCAACCUGAGACAUCAGAGAGAAUAGGAGAAGAUAUGUGUCAGGAAGACGAAGAUGAGAGGGUGAGUAUUGGAGAGCUGGAAAUAGAAGCAAUGAGGGAGCUGAUGGGUAAUGUUGAGAGCCCUUGGGGGGAGAGGGAGAAUACAGCAGCCGAAUUGAAAGAACAGGAGUUGUCAGCAGAAGCUGAGAGCUCCCCACGUGUUGAAUAUAAAAAACUGUCAGACAGAACAAAAGACCCUAUUACACCAGAAACGACGGAAUCACUCGACGUGAUAGAGUCGGGGUUGGAGAAGGCGCUCAUAGAGAGAUUUGGAGAAAAUUUGGUCUGCAGGGUUUGGAAAGAGGUCUUCAGUCAAGAAGAACAAGCGUCUAAUAUACGCACAAAUAUUGUUGAUGGAAUGGGUUACGGCUCGACUGACACUACACAAGACUGCCAUCUCCUUUUUGACGACCACUCGAAUGACACUUUUGAUUCGGGAGUAUUUUCUUUGACAGAAUUACCAACAGACCCAGAUAUAAGUCUAGAGCAAACCCUAGCGACAAAAGGCAAUGAACACUCCCCAAAAGAAAGAAGUCAGUCUCUUACCAUGUUAGAACAAACUCAGGUUCUCUCUGAAUUACAGACAGAUUUAAAUUCAAGUGCUCAUCUCAGUCAAGAUCUCGCCACUCAGUGCAGGCAGUCACCGACUGAGUCAGCCCAAACUCUCAGCUCUCCAAAGGAUCAGGAAGACUACUCUCUAAUAAAAGAAAGAUCAGUCACUCAUCAAGAGACAGGUAGACAAAUAGAAGACUGUGCAGCCCCUCACAAAGAGAGUUUUAAUCAGUCAGCCCAUCCAUCUCACAAACACUUGUGUCCCUCCUCUGAGAAAUUAAAAGAGUCCGACAGUCUCGUGUGGUGGAGUAUAUUACACAUCCUCAGUCACAUUAUCAGACUGGUAACCUGCGCCCUCUUAGUUGGCGGAUUAUUCGUCAUCGUUUUCCUGUACGAUUUCCCAACAAUCUUCUCCCUCUACAUAUUUUCAUUGUGUUGGUGGUUUUACAAGUGGAACAGACACCGGGCGACGACUAAAAAAGGGAUGGUGAGUUAGGGUGAGUUUUAAGCAAGGGUGCUGAAAGGUGCUGCGUGUAGCAUUUUUAAAAUCAACACACUAUACGUGUGAAAAGUGCCCUUUUUGGGGUCGGUGCGGGCGAUGUCAGGAAAAAACACAAAAUUUCAAGAAAAAAAAAGAAAAAAGUUCAAUCUAUGAGGCUAUAGUCAAGAUGACAGGAAGGACGAAAUAACACGAAAUGAUAAAAUGCUACACACAGGGCUAUUAGUGAGUGUGUGUGUGUGUGUGUGUGUGUCUGUGUGUGUGUUUAUAUUUGUUUUUUUUUUUCUUUAAUUCCUUGUGAAUUAGUGCAGUGCAUCCCAAGCUUUUGUCCUCUGUGACCCAUGAGACAAAGACAAUUUGAGAGCUGUGAGAGCAGUGGUGAAUGAAGAGAGGAAGCGGCAUUAUCAAGAACAACACAGUGAAUCAGGGAAACACAGUGUUUUUGUUUUUUUUAGUUGCUUCAUAGCGGCUACGAGUUAAAGCACAAGUUAACACGCCCACAUGAUCUCACACCAGUAGGUGGUCAUAACCUUUAAUUGAGAGGGUUUUUUACGCAUUUAUACAGUGCUUUUUCAAAAACUAUUACUAAUUUUAUCUAUAUAUGCAUCCUCUGGUAGAAUCAUACAGUAAUUCACAAGAAAAAAAAAGCAAGUGCUCCUUAAAUCCCAUGCUGGGAACAACUGAGACAUGGAAACUGAUGAUGGUUUCCCUUUUGAGAAAUAAUCUCCAAUUUCACAUGUGCAAUUUAGCAAAAUUUUAAUAAAAUCAUUUUUUAUUUCUGUUUUGAAAAUCAUAUGAAUAUUGACAUUCUGCUGAAUGUUUUUAGUAUAAAGCUUAUACGUGUAUGAUGUGUGUAUGUUUGCUGUGUUUUAUGGGCCCAAUACCACUUUACAGUGGAUCAAAGUGACUUUCCUUGACUUUCUUCAAUAAAAGAAAUUCAUGCGACUACA